UUGCUUUGGAAAAUACACAACAGCUCAGCACCAAAGUUCACAUUGAAACCCUGCUGGUGACCCUGUCUGAUUUUAUCUCUCUACCACCACUGCACAGAAGCACAGCGCUUUAGCUUUGCAAAAAUGAAACAUUCAUUCUACCCCCUUCUUGUUUCUCUCAUCAUAACAUCUGUGUGUGUUGGGAGCAAAGGCCUUGCUGAGCAGCUAAAAAAUGAAAACUUGAGUAUGCCCCUUCUGCCUGCUGAUUUCCACAAAGAAAACACAGUCACAAAUGACUGGAUUCUAGAUGGGGAGGAGGAUGAAGACUAUCUGGACCUAGAGAAGAUAUUCAGUGAAGAUGAUGACUACAUUUACAUCAUUGAUGCUGUUUCUCCAACAGAUUCAGAAUCAAGUGCAGGGAACAUCCUGCAGCUUUUCCAAGGCAAGAGCCGGAUCCAGCGUCUUAACAUCCUCAAUGCAAAGUUUGCCUUCAACCUUUACCGGGUAUUGAAGGACCAGGCUACUCCUUCUGAUAACGUCUUCAUAGCACCUGUUGGCAUUUCUACAGCGAUGGGGAUGAUCUCCUUAGGCCUGAGAGGAAAGACCCAUGAGGAGGUGCACUCGGUUCUACAUUUUAAAGACUUUGUCAAUGCUAGCAGCAAGUAUGAGAUCACCACCAUUCAUAAUCUCUUCCGAAAGCUCACUCAUCGCCUCUUUAGGAGGAACUUCGGGUACACGCUCCGGUCAGUUAAUGACCUUUACAUUCAGAAGCAGUUUCCGUUACAGGAGGACUUCAAAGCUAAAGUCAGAGAGUUUUACUUUGCUGAGGCACAGGUGGCUGACUUCUCAGAUCCUGCCUUCACAUCAAAGGCAAACAAUCACAUUCUAAAGCUCACCAAGGGACUCAUAAAAGAAGCUCUUGAGAAUAUAGACCCUGCUACUCAGAUGAUGAUUCUAAACUGCAUCUACUUCAAAGGAACUUGGGUAAAUAAAUUCCCAGUAGAAAUGACACACAAUCACAACUUCCGGCUGAAUGAGCGAGAGGUGGUCAAAGUCUCCAUGAUGCAGACCAAAGGGAACUUCCUUGCAGCAAAUGAUCAGGAGCUAGACUGUGACAUUCUCCAGUUGGAGUACGUAGGGGGUAUCAGCAUGCUAAUUGUGGUCCCACACAAGCUGUCGGGGAUGAAGACCCUUGAAGCGCAGCUGACACCCCAGGUUGUAGAGAGAUGGCAAAAAAGCAUGACCAACAGAACUCGAGAGGUGCUUCUGCCCAAGUUUAAGCUUGAGAAGAACUACAACCUGGUGGAAGCCCUGAAGUCCAUGGGGAUCACAGAGCUGUUCAACAAAAAUGGCAACAUGUCAGGCAUCUCAGACCAAAGGAUCACCAUUGACUUGUUCAAGCACCAAGGCACCAUCACAGUGAAUGAAGAGGGCACCCAAGCUGCAGCUGUUACCACAGUGGGUUUCAUGCCUCUGUCUACUCAAGUCCGCUUCACUGUUGACCGUCCCUUCCUGUUUCUAGUGUAUGAGCACCGCACCAGUUGCCUCCUGUUCAUGGGAAGAGUGGCAAACCCUGUCAAGUCUUAAUGGUGGCAGUCUGGGCUCCUGGUGUGUUUUGGGGACACUUUGCAAUUCUGUUCCCAUUCUAACAAUAAGGACAGACUACUUCAGCAUCAUAACUUCUGUGGCUUAUGCUAACAAGCCUAAUUUAAGGCCCAUAUAGGAGAAGAAAUUUACCAAGGACUGAGAAGCUAACAGUAAAUAAUGCCGUAAGUCCAUAGGAGUUAAUGUAAUUAAUAUGCUAGCUAUUCCCUAGAGGUCUCAGCAACACAGACUGCCUCCAUCUGCCUUGAAGGGAAAACCGACAGAGGGUACCUGGACAUCUUCUCCACAAGCAGCUUCGUCAGCCUAUUGCUCGAGGCCUUUUCUCAAUCAAAUCCCUCAUCUGAAUGGAACACAAGAGUUGCAUGAUUACUUUCUUACCUCUCCCAGAGAGGAUGCCUAACUAGCACCAUUCCUGCUAGAAGAGACAGACCUUGAGAUAUAUAUACAGGGUGCCUGAAAUACUGGGGCCUAAUUCUCUCAAGGCCUAAUUUUCCAAAUCCAUGCAAAUGUUAUCUCUCUUUUCCUGUUGCCUCAUUGUUACCUAUGCAUAUAUACAAGGCUACACCUUCUGUUCUAGAGAUAAAUAAACAUAGCCACAUUUACUGUGUA
Molecule: messenger RNA, 2193 nt
Organism: Nannospalax galili (Upper Galilee mountains blind mole rat)
Lineage: Eukaryota; Metazoa; Chordata; Mammalia; Rodentia; Spalacidae
Gene: Serpind1
Product: serpin family D member 1
Exons: 5
Coding region: 124-1566 (480 amino acids)
Biological process (GO): negative regulation of endopeptidase activity; blood coagulation
Molecular function (GO): serine-type endopeptidase inhibitor activity
Source: RefSeq, a predicted model, not a curated record